This is a messenger RNA of Drosophila rhopaloa, 1299 nucleotides long. RefSeq names its product 28S ribosomal protein S29, mitochondrial (gene mRpS29). Gene Ontology annotation, cellular component: mitochondrial ribosome; mitochondrial small ribosomal subunit. The record is from RefSeq and is a predicted model, not a curated record. Gene Ontology annotation, molecular function: structural constituent of ribosome. The coding region runs from base 62 to 1240 and encodes 392 amino acids. The transcript has a single exon. NCBI's taxonomy places the organism in Eukaryota, Metazoa, Arthropoda, Insecta, Diptera, Drosophilidae. Gene Ontology annotation, biological process: apoptotic process.
GUGUCGAUAGUCAGAUCGCAGGUUUCCAGGUCUUAUUUAACAAGUUUUCGAGGAUUUCUUAAUGAAAAUGAUUCGAAAUCGCUUUGGCAACUUGUCGCGCGUCUCCGCCCAGCUGCAGCGCCAUGUCCAGCAGAUGUCCACGAACGCCGCAGCAGCUCCGGAGGAGGGAGCGGUCAUUAAUGAGUUCCGAACGGCGGUCACCAAUCCCGGCGAGCACUCAGCGCUGCAGGUGGCCAAGUUCUACACCAUUCCCGCGGAGCAGAAGAAGCAGAUCUUUGCCGGCGGCGGCCUGCCCAAGCAGUACGAGCAGCAGAUCAAGACCUUCACGGAGGCCUGUCUGAUGGUACGGAAUCCUGCCCUGGAACUGCUGCAGUACAUUAAGGCCACCGACCUGACCAAGCCGGUGGUACGGUAUGUGCUGUACGGAGAGAAUGGCACCGGAAAAACCCUGUCAAUGGCCCAUGUGCUGCACUACGGGGCCCUCAACGACUUCCUGCUGGUCCACGUGCCCUGGGCGCCCAACUGGAUGAAGCGGCCCAAGGAGGCUUCUAAUGCUGCCGGCCAGGAGGGUAUGAUUGAUCUGCCCUUCGACGCUGCAGCCUGGCUGGUGCACUUCAAGGCCCAGAACAGCCAGUUGCUCCAGCGGCUGCAGCUGAAAACGAGCAAGGAGUACGUGUGGAGCAAGCGCGAGAGCACGCCGGCUGGCUCCUCGCUCAUCGAGCUGGUGGAGCACGGGAUAGCACGCAUCAAGUACGCCUCGGAGACCACGGCGGCGCUCAUUGCUGAACUCAAACAGCUCUCCACCGCUGGCCAGUGCAAGGUGAUGGUGGCCAUCGAUGGCUUCAACGCCUUCUUCCACCCGGUGACCCGCAUUUUCUCUGAUAACAAGCAGCUUGUGACUCCGGAUCGGAUCACGCUCACCCAGCCCUUCCUCGACAUCACCAACUACGACUGGACGAAUGGCGUGUGCAUUCUGUCCGUGGACAAGAUCGCCAUGACCGAAGGCCAUAUGGACUCCCACAUGCCGCGCUAUCUGCUUGGUCAGGAGGGCUUCGAGCACCUGGAUCCCUUCGUGCCCGUCCUCGUGGAGAAUUACACGGACAAGGAGUUCCACAGCUACAUCAACUACUAUCUCGACCGCCACUGGAUCAACAAGACGCCGCAGGGAUUUGAGGAACAGCUGAAAUUCAUGAGCAACAAGAACCCCUACUCGUUGAUGCAGUUGGUGAGGGCCUUGUAGAGUGUGGGAUAUCCUGUAUUUGUAGGCCAAUAAAGUUAAUUCAAAUGUUAAACACAGAA